Rotaria sp. Silwood2 is the source of this 534-nucleotide messenger RNA. NCBI's taxonomy places the organism in Eukaryota, Metazoa, Rotifera, Eurotatoria, Philodinida, Philodinidae. The record is from the annotation of a GenBank genome assembly.
AUGAAUCAGGAAAAAGACGAAACAAUUGUUAUGGAAGAAGAGGUGAGAAUAAAUAAAGAUGCCGGCGGUGCGAGUGAAGCAACAACAAAUAGCGGAUCAAAUAAACAUAAAAAACAGACAGAUGACGAAGAAGAAGAAGAUGAACCGGUUUAUGUUGAAUCAAGUCAAUGUUCCCGGUGGCAAAAACGACGUGAAACAGUUACUCAACGUGAUAUUCCCGGUAUUGAUGCAUCUUAUUUAGCAAUGGAUACAGAAGAAGGUGUCGAAGUUGUUUGGAAUGAAGUUUUAUUUUCAGAAAAAAAAAUUAGUGAUAUUCAACACAAUAAAAUUAGUGAAGUUUUUGAUAAAUUAAUUGAAUUAAAUCAUAUGAAUAUUGUUAAAUUUCAUGGUUAUUGGCAAGAUCGAACCAAACAUGAUGAUCGUCCACGAGUAAUAAAAUUCAUAUUUAUUUUUUUUUUUGAUAUAACAAUAAUGCUUAUAAUUGAUCAUACAUCUAGCUUUUUUCUAAUAUGUCAAGAUGAUUUCAACAUAUAG